CACAAAGAAGUUUUGCAUGAUAGAUGGCAAUUAUUUGAUUAAAAUAGGAUCUCUGAUUCAUUACAUAAUUAUAGAGCUCUGUGUUUAGUCCUAAUCUGUUAAUCUUAAACAGAAUUUCGUAACUAUUAUUUUAUUCCUUGAACUGGACAUGCUAAUAAGUGAACUAUAAUGCAGCUUGUAACAUUAUCACACAAUGUUUUAAAUAUUGAUUCUGGAUAAUUUUUCUCAGGUAAAUGUGUUCGGGAUAGCCUAACUUUGUUUGUUAUCAUCACCAUGUUAGGUGCAUGGGAAAAUUGAUAUACAGUGAUAUAAGACUGGAUUAAAAAAGAGAAAGAAGAAAGAAGAUUGACAUACCAAAUGAAAAAAUAGAACUUAAUGGAUAUAGCUGUCAUCAGGAUAAAUUGCUUACUUUCUGGUGAUGACAGGGUAAAGUUUCAGUUGAUGACAGGAUAAGUUCUUGGAAGUUGCUGUUGAUGACAGAAUAAAUUGUUGAAGUUCCUGUUGAUGACGAUAUAUUUUUAACAAGAAGGAGUAAGCUUUGAAUAUGUAUUCUUUGAUUGGAUCAGUUAUUGUUCUGUUAGUUCUGUGUCACAGCCUGGUCGGAAUUACAUUUGUAAAGUCAGAUGACUGUAAUAACAUCAGUGGAAACCUUACUCUUAUGGAGGAUUUUAAUUUCUCUUUCAUUGGUGAAUCUGUGAAUCUAACCUGCUCCAUCAAUACACAGACAAUUCAUAAUUUCUCAGCUGAUAAGUUUACUAUCAAAGUGAAAAAAUGUGGUGUAACAUAUAAGUUACUUCCAAGAAGUAAAAAUAAUAAGAUUAAAAAUGUUGACAUUAUGGAAAUUUUUAUAAGAGAACAAAUCAAAGAGCCACUUUGUGACGAUCAAAAUUGGUUAAAUUAUAAAUGCUAUUAUGAUGUGAAGAAAGAUACCAGUUGUGAGGUGGGAGAGGAAAAAGUCAUUUAUUUCGAUUUUCGUCCUUCUCCAGUGAAAAGUUUUCACUGCCUUGUGUACAACUGGUUCAAUAUGACAUGUUGGUUUGAUCUUGGAGUAGUGUACCGAGGAUGGAACCUUCUAGGUUAUACAAUGGUUGAUGUAAAAGUCAAAUAUGGCAUCCUAGGAAUGGCAAAAGAACUUGACCAGCAGUACAAAGAAAGAAAUGGCACUUGUUUAAAAAUCAGUAUUCCACGAAAAAUAUUUAUGGGUCUCAUGAGUACUGAAAUUGAUAUUGAAAUUGAUAUUAAUAUUACAAAUGAGGCACGGAAAGUUUCUAACAUAAGCAUAUUUGAGUUUAACCCGAGAACUUUUGUUAAACCAGCUAGUAUUGAAAACUUGAAAUAUGAAAGGAAUGCAACUACCAUCAAACUUACGUGGAACCAUAGUAACUCACAGAUGUCCAAGAAAUUCCGAAUUCAAUACAGCUCUGAAUAUGAUCCAAAGGGGAGUUGGAUGACAGAGAUAUUACCAUACAGAAUGCCUAGUAUAAGAAAUAGAUUUAAUAAUACAUUACAUAAAUUAACAGAUUCUCGUACUUACAAACUGACCUUAACUAAGCUUUUGCCAUAUGCCUUAUACAAUAUAACAAUUGAAGUUAGACCACUUUUUGAAAACGGAACGGAAACUGGAUUCUGGAGUGACAGUGUUACAACUUCUAUAAGAACUGCAGAAGAUGUGCCUGGUGCAGUACCAAUAUUAUGGCCAGGCUACUUUUUACAGCUAGAUAAUCCAGAGAAAAUUAAAAUCUAUUGGGAGCCAAUUGCUGAUAUAGAAAGAUGUGGCAUUAUACAGUCAUACAGAAUUACAUUGAAGGAUAUUGUUCCCUUUGGAGAGAAAGAAAAUUUUACUGAAAUAGAAGACAUCCCACCUGAAGCUAUAUCAUAUGAAAUUCAAUUGGAACCACUGAAAAAAUAUGAAAUAAAACUAACACAGAGAACCAGUGUUGGCUAUCCCACUGUAGACGAUGCUCAUAUUUAUGUUUACCCACAAUACAUUAGGCCCACAUUACCUAGUUUGUUGACUGUAAAAGCCAUUGGUCACAGUCAUGUUUUAUUCAAAUGGAAAUCAACAACUCUCAAAAAUGGUUCUGGUGAAUUUUCUAACUAUAAUUUGUCAUGGUGCAAAAAGAAUGGUACAACACCAGGAAAUUGUUUGGAGGCUAUUAAAUCAAAGGUGAUUAUAGAUAACAAUGUUACUAACAAUGCUACAGUUUCACUAAAUGAGAAUUAUUUUGACUAUUGGUUUGGAAUAUCUCUUGAGCAAACAAUAUCAAAUGGUUGGUUUAUCAGCAGUGGUAUUACGUGGUACAAGCAUUGUGUAUAUUUACAAGGAGGAGUUCCAAAGAAACCAUUAGAAUUGGAGGUACCCACAGAUACUGACCAGGAAGACGGUAUUUUUAUAAGAUGGACUCCAUACACAUGUUCCCAGAGUGAAGGAAAGGUUGUGUCUUAUAUAGUUGUGUUUUGUACAACUGGCAGUGCAGAAGAUAAAUGUCAAGGCAAAGAACAGAAUGAAACAGUAUCUCCCUCAGAAUCGUCAUACACAUUAAAGAAUUUGAUUCAAGGCCAAACUUACAUAGUCAACAUAAGUGCCAAGAUGGAAGAUGGACAAUAUGGACCUUGGAGUAAUUCUAAAAAAGUCCUGUUUAAGUCCCCAAAGACCAUUGAAUCAAAAAAAGAAAAUUUGAUACUAGGAGCUGUAAUUGGUGGUCUUGGGGCAUUUGUUGUAUUGAUGAUAUGUGGUUGUGUGUAUGCAAGACAUCGUUUAAAAAAACAAGCAGAAGAAGUGAAAGCGAUAGAUUUGCCUGCUAUUAAAACAAAAUCUGGCUUUGAUAGACUAGAAAACAAUGGUAGUGGAAGUGAUGCACAUGAAUCUCUUCAGCCUUUACUGCGAAAUAGUAACGGUAAUGAUAGUGGAUUGGGUGGAUCAAGUACAAAUGGAAACAGUAUAUCACAGAACAAUAGUAUGGAUAAAAAAUAUUCCAAUCAAAAUGGCAGCACAGGAGGAUACCAUAGUAAACAUAAUAAUCAUAUCCAUCAGAAUGGUAGUGUUAUUCAAACUGAUGCUAUAAUUGAAUCUCCUGGAGUUAGUGAAAAUACUAAUCAUUCCUUCGCAGAAACUUCAUUUACUACAGGUGAAAUGUCCGGUGGAAAUGAUAUGAACAGUGUAGAUUACACAGAUGUUGAGUUACAUUCUUCCGAUGAGGAAUCCUCGGCUAAUAACUCUUCAUGUGUUCAGUCAUCAGGCUUAAGCAAUAAUUCACCGAAACAUUCAGGAAAAAAAUCAUUUUACUCAAGUACUAAUAAAUCUAACAGAGAAAACAAAGGUUUUACGGACACAGAUGAAAGAGGACAAGAUUCCAGUAAUAUUGAUUCUUAUUGCGAUCAGGGUGAAACAAGUGCUAUAGAUUCUUAUUGUGAGAAGGGGUUUGAUUCAGGUUCUAGUAUAACGACAUGAUUAAUAUAAUGUACACCAGUCUAAAUAUGUCACUAUAUUUUAACAAUAAUGCAUAGAACGUUAUCCACAUAUGUUACAUCAUGGAAAAUGUCUCUCACACAUAUUUUGGCAAUACAUUUUAUUUAGUUCUGUCCUUCAAUCUGUUUGUCUAUACAUGUCUAAUACAAGAGAGCUGGUCAAAACGAAAUUGCUUCUUACAGGAUGUAGUAGUUAUGCAGGAAAUGCACAUCCUUUUUGAUUUUUAUGCCCCCGCCGUAGCGGAGGGGGCAUUAAGUUUUACCCUUAUCCGUCUGUAUGUCCGUCUGUCCGUCCGUACGUACGUCCCAAAGUUGGUUUCCGUUCUCUAACUUUAAUUUGCCUCAACCAAAUGUUAUGAAACUUAUACACAAUGCUUAUUACCACAAAACACAGAACAAGUUUGAAUUUUGGUGGGGUCACUAUAACUGUUCUAGAGUUAUGCUCCUUUACAAAUGGAAAAAUUGCUGAAUUUUUCGUUUCCGUUUUCUAACUUUAGUUUGCCUCAACCAAAUGUUAUGAAACUUAUACACAAUGCUAAUUACCACAAAAUACAGAUCAAGUUUGAAUUUUGAUGGUGUCACUUUUACCUUUCUAGAGUUAUGCCUGUUUACAAAUGGAAAAAUUGCUGAAUUUUUCGUUUCUGUUCUCUAAAUUAAGUUAGCCUCAACCAAAUGUUAUGAGACUUAUACACAAUAAGUAUUACCACAAAACUCAGAUCAAGUACAAAUUUAGGUAUAAUCACUCUUACUGUUCUUCAGUUAUGUCCCUUUAUAACUUUAUAUGAUAUGCAAGCGGGGGCAUCAUCUGUGUCCCAUGAACACAUUCCCCAUUUAUUUUUAAUCAGGUUGUAUCUAGGGCUUUCCAUACAAAAACAUAAACAGCCAUUUCUACAUAUAAGGAAUUUAUUAAAUGCAAAAUUUACAAUGUACAUUGGAAUACAUGUACAUAGAUUGAAUUGAAAUAAAAUUAGCAAUUUAGGUUGGAAUUGAGGGAAUGGUUGACAGAGUCACAGACUUCAUAACUUUUCACUCUGGUUGUGGUUCUACAUCAUGUGCAUAUAUUUUACUUGUUUUAAGGGCAUUUUACAUGUAAAAUUAUCAUGUUGAAAUUUUAAACAGUAAUUUUUAAAGUAAUUUUUUUUUUAAAUUUUGUCUCAUAAUUUUUGUUAUUUUAUUUUUCUAAUUAUAUGAAAUUCAUAUCAUAAGGCAGCUUAAAACAUUGAAUCUGUUAUUAGUCUUAGAUUGUUAGAUUAAUUAUCAUUCAUUCAUAAAUGUUUCAACUGACAAGUUGCAUUUUUUGCAAUGUUUUUUGUUUUACAGUACAAUCAUAGACUGCAUUUAUUAUGAAUCUUUUUGUAAUCUGAGAACUGCAUGAAAAUGUUUGUUAAAAAUUUCAUCUAUUAAUUGUUUUCUUUAGAUUCCAUAAAAUCUAAAAAUUACAAUUUUAUUACAAUUUCAGCAUAUCACAAAGAAUAAGUAAAGACAUAUUCAUGUCAAUACUCAAAUAGAUAAAUAGAUUUAAAUAGAUUACUUUAAUAAGUUACUCCUUAACUGUGAAACUAUAAAACAGUCUUUAAAGUGAAAAAAAAAAUCGCAGAAAAAUUAAAAGUUUUUAGUUUUUGUACAAGAACAUACUUUUGACAACCAUGAUAAUUUGUUUCAUUAAUUAAUAUCACGAUUCGGAGAUUUUUAUAUUUUUUUUAUUAAAUUCCUAAGAAAAAAUCUUGUUGCUCUUAACAUUCUUAGAAACUAGGAGCGGUUUCAGAAUAUUACCCUUUUUAGGUCUUAUCUUCACCCACUGUGUUUUACACAAUACAGUAUCCAUACUUACUAACUUGCAGUAUACACUUCUUGGACUUUCCUUUUAUGUUGCAGUUAUAUCUUGCUGCAGCUGUUAUUGUCCUAUUUUGAAGUUGUUUUGUAAUUACUAACUAUCUAUUUAAAUUGGACUAAAAAUCCCUUGUAUGUCCGUUUGUAGUUAUCUUUUGUAUUAACUUAUGUAUGUACAUACUUGUAAUUUUAUGAAUGUAUUUAUUUAUUUUUCAACUUUUUGAGGUAAAAAUAAUUGGCUUUCUUAGCCUAUCUGGUCAGUUGGUGUGUUCAGUGGACAUUGCUAUUGUUAUUAGGAGAAAAUAAAAUAACAAAAAUACCACACUCCAGGGAAAAUUCAAAAUGGAAAGACCCUUAUCAAAUGGCAAAAUCAAAAGCUCAAACACAUCAAAGGAAUGGAAAACAACUGUCAUAUUCCUGACUUGGUACAGGCAUUUCCUUAUGUAAAAAAUGGAACUCAACACAAUAGAAAUUCAAAUACACAAAUGUAUCAGUAACUUUCACUUUGAUAGUUAAUUUUUGAUAUGAAAGGUUUAUUUUAGAAUAGUCCAUUUUUUUUAAUGUGAAAGCAGCUUUGUUAUGCAUAAAUGACAGAUCUGCCAUUUCUUUUAAAAAUCAGGUACAAUUCAGGGCAUUAAUGUGUCAAAAUAUUUAUAAUUAUUUUUAAUAUAGUGCUUGAGUGUAUGCUUCAUUUCAAUAAUUUUAUUCAAAUUUUACACAUAGUUGCAUGUUGUAUUAUCUAAUUUUAUAAAUAAUUAUUAUACUGAUUCAUAAAAAUGACUUUUAAGGUGAAAUUGAGGUUUUGAUUAAGGCUUUUAUCUGGUCUUCUGUCAGUCACCUGUUUCCAUUGCCUGAUUUUACUUGGUAGGUGUAAAAAUAAUAAGAUUUUUGCAGUGGACAUUUUACUUUGAAACUUACCCUAUACAAAUAAAUACUUUGCUGCCCAUUUAAAUCCAUUAUAAAAAAGCUCUAAAGUGGAGAAAAAAUUAACACAGCAAAUAUUUUACUGACCCUUUUAAGGCCACGCAAACAAAAACUGACAGGAAAUUAAAUAUAUUUACACUUAUAUAACAUUCCUAAAUCUAUAUUAAUAUUGUAUUCUUUGAUAUUUUCUUAUUUUCUUUUUUUUUUACAAUUUCAUUCAAUAAAUCUUAUAUACAGGGAUUAAAUUAGCUCAUCAAAAGAUAAGUGUGCAUGUCUUGAUUUGUAAAAACUACUUGACUAUCAAUAUUCCAUAGAAUAUUCUUGAUCCUGAAAUAGUGAAAAUAACCCCAUGAGAAUACCAGAUUUUGAAGUUUUAAACUGGUUAGCAGAUAAAGAUGAGACGUCUUUCAGAGCAAUCUUUUUUGUCUUCAAUCCUAAUAAUUACAGCAUUCAUUUAAAUAUAGUGGUGUCAUACCUUUUAUUUACACAUAUAAUUUGCAUUCCAUUUUAUUACUGAUCUGUUGUUGUUAGUAUGCAUAAUGUUUGUGAAAAUUUACAAUGUUUUAUGAUCUAACUAUGUCACUGAAUAAAUUGUACAAAUAUA
Molecule: messenger RNA, 6826 nt
Organism: Mytilus californianus (California mussel)
Lineage: Eukaryota; Metazoa; Mollusca; Bivalvia; Mytilida; Mytilidae
Exons: 19
Coding region: 545-3451 (968 amino acids)
Molecular function (GO): protein binding
Source: RefSeq, a predicted model, not a curated record